Molecule: messenger RNA, 1347 nt
Organism: Fomitopsis serialis
Lineage: Eukaryota; Fungi; Basidiomycota; Agaricomycetes; Polyporales; Fomitopsidaceae
Exons: 4
Coding region: 149-1198 (349 amino acids)
Molecular function (GO): protein binding
Source: RefSeq, a predicted model, not a curated record
ACGCGACUUGACUCCAGCGUAAAUCAGGUCUAUCUCACCCCGAGAAUCCUAAGGAGACUCGGGCCAUUUGACGACGAGAGCAAAUCCUUACUCAUAGCGUGGGCAACACUCAACACCAACAUCUUUCGGACAUUCCAACUGUGCUCUGAUGGAUAGCGCCCCGGACGUGAUCCCCGAGGAUAGGGGAAUGGAUGUGGUGCCGACGGAGGAUGCUUGUCCGCCCUUCGACAGGAGUACCGCAGACGUAAUACUCAGAUCAUCCGACCUCGUCGACUUCCGCGUUCGAAAGGCUAUUCUAGCCGAAGCGUCUCCUGUUUUCGAAGGCAUGUUCAGUCUACCACAACCAAGCGGCCCGACAAGCGGAGGACCUCCUAGUGACCCGCCGGGCACAAGUGCAAAUGGGACAGAAUUCAAGGAUGGUCUCCCUGUUGUUGUUCUGCAAGAGAACGGUGACAUCCUGGAUAGACUGCUGCGCAUCUGCUAUCCUGUCCCACCACCGCCUCUCCGUGGCAUCGACUUCCUAUCGCCCAUCCUAGCCGCAGCCGUGAAGUAUGCGAUGGAUGGUGUCACCCUCGUCCUUCGGAAGAACCUGUGCGACUUUUUACAAGACGGCCCAUUGCGUGCUUACUGUCUCGCAAUACACUACGGAUUCGCAGAAGAAGCCGAGCAAGCCGCGAAGGCGACGUUGCGCAUCGAUAGGCGUAUUCUAUUUCGCUCGAUACCCUGCGCUCCCGAGCUGGAAAUGAUCGACGGCAAGAUGACGCUGCUCCUACUCGAUUACCACCAGCGUUGCUCCGAUGCACUGCUUCAUCUCAAGCGGCGUGUACCGUUCUUGACCAGAGACUGGAUAUGGUUCAAAUGUGACGUGGAUCAAGACGAGUGUCCUCUGGGAGAGCAUUCGGUCAAGUUGAUGGACGGAUCUCGAGAGACGCCCACUAAGUGGUGGCGGGACUACUUAGUGUCCAUGGUCGACAUCAUGAAGGACGCCCCCUCCAGCGACGCCAUCCGGCGCGACACACGACUUUUCGACAAGGCCAUCAAGGAAGCGCUGGAAUGCGAAACCUGUGCGGACUAUGCGCAAAGCCACAUGCGCAAAUUCGUUGGCUGGCUAGCUGACUACGUGGAUGGGAAGGUAUCACAGGUCAAACUGUCCUUACCUGCAAAUGUACGCAAGAGCGCGGCGCUGUCGGCUGAAUAACGUCUCUGAAACCGUCGGCGGAACUCCGUAGCCAUUCAUUCGCUCCCAACGAACGAUGUAUAAACGUAUAGCAACAGCUACGGGAACGUGCCCACUUACCAGCCGCCCAUGCCUAUGCCCCAGUCUAUGUCCUAUUACGCCGCUGUCGG